Messenger RNA from Vitis vinifera (wine grape), 3116 nucleotides. RefSeq lists its product as uncharacterized. The transcript has 2 exons. Bases 2402 to 2827 code for a protein of 141 amino acids. NCBI's taxonomy places the organism in Eukaryota, Viridiplantae, Streptophyta, Magnoliopsida, Vitales, Vitaceae. The record is from RefSeq and is a predicted model, not a curated record.
CAAUAAUAAAUUAUAAUUUUAUAGUUUUUAAUUAAAUUUUAAAGUAAAAGAAAAAAAUUAAUUGAAGCCUCAAUUGACAAUUGAAGCUUUAGUUAAAAAAUGAAGUCUUGAUUGACAAUUACAGUUCUAGUUCAAAAACUGAUUGAGGCAACCACGACUUUAGUUCAAAAACUAAAUCCUCUAUGACUUUAGUUCAAAAACUAAAGCCUCUACGACUUUAGUCGAGGCUUUAACUAAAAUUUGCUCGUACGUGACACAAAAAAAAGGUUAAUUUGAAUAUAAGUUUCAUAUAUCUAAUUGUAGACCCCCAUUUGGGGCUCAUCCUUUUUGCAGGUUAUUUUACCAGAUGUCACAAUCCUGGAGGGCCACGUGUCAAUUCCCAAUUUAUCCUUAUGGAAUCACAUUAGUGCUUAGGAGAGGCAAUAAAAAAGUGACACUUGUAAAAGAAGAUUCCAGGAAGAGCGUGUUGGUUAUGAAAAGCUGCAGGCUGUUAAGAGGAAGGUGGUGCUUUUGCUGCCGUUGGGAGGAAGAGCAAGUUGUGAGAGGAGGUUUUUAACUUGGAGAGCAAGCUGUGAGAGGAGGGUGGUGAUUUUGUUGCUGAUUUUUUUUCAGAAAAGGAGUGUAUAGGGUUUGGUACUGAGAGAGAGAUAUUUUUGGAGGCUGUUUUGGCUUGAGGAGCAAGCUGCCAGAGUGAGGGUUUGGGUGGUGGCUCUACAGAGACAUUUUUUUGAAAGAGAAAAACAAAGAAAGGAGAGAUCUUUAGCUUGGAGAGCAAGCCAGAGAGGGAGGAAGGAGAAGGUAGCCAUUUUUUAGUGAGGUGAGAGAUUGAGGGGUCCUUCAGCUUGAGGGACAAGUUUGAGUUCGGAGGGGAAACGAGGGAAAGGAGAGGAUAUUUUUCUGGGUUGAUCAAAGGAGGAAGAAGGAGAAGCAAAUGAAGGUCGUGUUGUGGAUCAUCAGGCUACUCUGUGAUGCCCCUGACUGACACAGAGACAAUGACGUCCUAACAAUACUGUCAUGAGUGAGCAUGUCGGAAAGUGUCAUUGCUGCUCACGACCACUAGCUAAAAUCAGGAGGUUUUAUUCAUUCUUUAAGUAUAGAGUUGUACAUGGCAUGAGACGUGUAUGCUGGCAGCCACAGGGACAACCUCGAUUUUUGGGCACAGUGUAUAUAGAAUUGACGAAUCUGCCACGCUGGCCUUGGCAAAAAUGGCGUGUGUUAGAAGGGUCGUCUGCAAGGGCAAUAUCAGGUGAAAAUGUAUCAACAAGGCCACAUACCUCAAGUGCCAAACCGGAUGUUAUUUCUACCAUCCAGCUUGUUGCUUCUCAGAGGAGAUGGGUUUCUAAAGCCAGGACCGCAGAAGAUGAUAGCCAAAUUAACAUUGAACCGUGGAGAGAGGAAGAAAGGGAGGAAGAUGAAAAAGAUCCUAAGAUUGUUUACCAUGGGCCCAUCCCAUCUACAGUGAGGAAGCUUUUGCAACAUGAAAAUAGAAAGCAUCUGGACGAAGAGGAUGAUUGGUUUGUUGCAUCCUCCGCUGCAGCAUCUGUAUGAACAAUUUAUCUCUAACAAUAGUUGGAACAGUCCCCACAUUUAGAUGCACUGAAUGUGUAGAGAAACGAAAGGGGUUUUAUUCGAAGUUAGAGGAAAUUGCAUCUGAAAUCAACGUUUUGUAUCUCAAAGGUUAUCAAUCAUUUUGUAACGGUCUGCAAGAUAUGAAUGGGAAUGGCUCUCUUCAUCACUCUCAAACUGCAGAAGGUAUUCGAAAUGGUAAUUCCAGGCAAGGAUAGCAUCUCAAAGUUGAGGGAAGCUCUAAAUUACUCAUUGGAUUUGAUUAGCAGCUAAGUUUCCAAAAACAGUUGUCAGAGAUACAGCCUUGGAACCAUAAUGAUGCAAGAUCCCCCUCACAGAACAUUGGCUCAUUUGAAACUGGAAAAGAAUACAGUAAAGAUAAAGGGUGCUUAGAGAGAAAGAAUGGAGGUAGCUUGUAUAGGAGUGGCUCUAUAUUGGGGCUAUCUCCGUCACAUGUUUAUGGAGGGUGUCCCUUCAUUCAAGCUUGGUGGUUUAGCUUGGCUGUUCCUUGGGGUGGCCGAUACAUGCAGUUUUCUCUAUGACGAUGAGUUCACUAAGUGUCUUAAGGAUUAUCCAAAUCAGUUUAGACAUGACAAGGCUCUUGGCAGAGAACAAAAGAGCAGAAAACGGGAAAGUUACAGAGGAGGAUAAAAGUUUGAGAAAGAAAAUUAGUGAGGAGCUUUGAGAGUACAUGAGAGGAAGUGAGCUUGAGAGAGCCAUUGCCUGGGAAGAAAUUCUGCAAUUUCCGAUACUGUCGGAGGUAUGGAUGGAGUUCCCAUCGAAAACGGUUUUCCGGCGGUGAAGUUCUUUAACCAAGGCUAUUCCUAUACUUAUAAUGACGUCAUCUUCCAUCCAGGUUAUAUUGACUUCAUUGCCAACGCUAUCCAGCUGGGUACUAAACUCAGUCACAACAUCCAUCUCUCAAUGCUCUGUCGUGGCGUCGUCGAUGGGCACCAUCACCGAAUCUGCCAUGACCGUGGCCUUGGCCACUGUUGACACCAAGAAAGAGGCCGCCACAUUUGAAAAGCAGCGCCGCUGCCAAGAAGCAGCCUUCGCCGCCUCUGCUUCUGUUGCCGGGAUUUCUAUAGACGACACUCCCGACCCCCUCGCUUCCAACUACGGCGAUGUCCCUCUCCUUGAUUUUCAGUCCAAAGAGAUCACCGAUCUCAAAUGGACAGACAUUGGGGCUUUAACCGAGGAUCUCAAGGACCAGAAGGUGUUGACCCAAAGGCGAGCCCAGACCAUUCGAGCCGUCGGCUAGAAUACAGAUGGGUUUCAAACUCUUCCAUUUUUCAUCCUUAGCAUUUUUUCUUUAGGUUCCAAAAAUCUAUUUUUCCAAUAAAAUUAGCUGUCAUUUUCUUCCGCAUCCAAUUUUCAUGAUUUUUUUAAAUAUUUUAAAAUAAGCAUAAAUUCAAUUUUGUAAUUUCAAGUGAUGGAAUUUAUGGAAUUAAUUCGUGCAAAAAUAAAUGGGCUUUGGUGGGGGCCCAACAUUAUUGGAUGUUUUCUCUUAAAGUCAAUUUGAUUGAAUCAUGAUAUAUGAUGAUUUUGUA